CCCCGUCUUCGCAGGGUCCGUCGGCGAAGCGAUCACGCUGCUCCCCUUUCGGAUCUCCGACGCGAUUCUACGACCUAGGGUUUGGAUCUGAGGAUAAGCUUUCGGUUUUGCUUCGGAUGUUUCCCUCGGUGGAUCGCAAGUUAGAUAAGGAUAAUGCUUAAGCAUCUGCAAUGCACAUAUCAACAAAAUUGUUUUCUCAAGUUUUGUGCUCUAUGAGGAGUAAGAUGGCAUGGGAACAAAAUUGCUUGAAGGCAUACUAGAGUAUUCACAUAGCUGAGCAUAGUUACAUAGUAGCAAUAUGUGGCGGACCGUGGUACAAAAUCGGGUAUGCAAUUCGCCACUUCAAAAAUUUGGAUUCGAGGGGGGUAGCUUGCUUUGGUACACAACUUUGGUUGUGGAAUUGGUUCUGGAAACCCAUGAUAACAAAAUUGAUGAUGCCAUUAAGAAUCUAAAUGCCCUUUGCCUUGGCAGCAAUCUUAAGGCAGAUGAAGCAAGAAGCUUGAAUGCGACAGCUCUUUCAAAUGAAAGUGCCGUUGAAGGUGAAAUUUUAGGGAACUCUAGGACGUUUCAAAAUGGAUCCUCGUGGGUGGAUCUUUUUGUACAGGAGAUGCAUAGUGUGUCAAAUUGGGAUGAUGUGAGAGGCAAGGCUACUAUGCUCUUGGAAGCUUUUGAAAAAAAUGUCAUUGACAACUCCAUGACGUCAAAGGAGCAGGAGAUUGGUUUGCUUAAAGAGCAUCUUCAGUGUGUAUCGAAGGACAACAACAUUCUGAAAAAAGGCAUUCAAAUUCAGCGUGAGCGCAAUCUAGAGCAAGAGGAGAAGCUAAAAGAAGUGCCACAGUUGAAGCAUUUCAUUAGCCAAUGUCAAGAGCAAAUUCGAAAAUUAGAGAUGGAUAAUUACACAUUAAGGGUCUAUCUUCAGAGAGCACAGGAAUCCAAUUCUAUGCCAGGUCAUCACCACCGAGACAUAUUUUAGAGUUCUUCGAUUUUGUAUCAUUUGGGUAUGAACCUCAUCAAGCAUUUGCCUAGGACAGCAGCUGAAGACUUGAGCACUGGGAAAACAUCCGGAUAUUUGUCCAUUUUAGUAUUUAUUAUUAGCUAAUCCCACGAAGCAAAGGUAAAGAAUUUGUAUUUGUUUGGUUGCUUUGUAUCACUAAAAUCAGUUUUUACUGUUCCAAUGUCAAGGGAUCUGAUAAUAUUAUUAUCUAAUAUUUAUAUGUUGUAUCUAUUUUGUACUCAUCAUCUGCGUAUGUGAUUCAUGUAUCACUUCUUUCUGGAUA
Messenger RNA from Asparagus officinalis (garden asparagus), 1277 nucleotides. RefSeq lists its product as uncharacterized. The transcript has 8 exons. The record is from RefSeq and is a predicted model, not a curated record. Lineage: Eukaryota; Viridiplantae; Streptophyta; Magnoliopsida; Asparagales; Asparagaceae. The coding region runs from base 299 to 973 and encodes 224 amino acids. Gene Ontology annotation, molecular function: ubiquitin binding.